UCACAAGCAUCUUACCAACCAACGAGGUAAGCGGUUCGCCAGUUUUCUUCUAAACCCUGUUGGCGACCCUUCAUUUUACAACUGAAAAAGAGAAUUCUGCAGUGUAAGGAACAAUGGGAGAGGUGAGAAAUCUUCAAGUUCCUCUUAUUACCCCAUACAAAAUGGGUAACUUUCACCUCUCUCACAGAUUAGUUUUGGCACCCCUAACAAGAAUGAGAUCAUACGGAAAUGUUCCUCAGCCACAUGCUAUAUUGUAUUACUCCCAAAGAACCACAAAAGGGGGCCUUCUUAUUGCUGAAGCAACCGUGAUUUCUGAUACUGCCAUAGGGUACCCAGAUGUGCCUGGUAUAUGGAAAAACGAACAAGUUGAAGCCUGGAAACCUAUUGUGGAUGCUGUUCAUGCCAAAGGUGGUAUCUUUUUUAGCCAGAUUUGGCACACAGGGAGAGUUUCAAAUACAGGAUUCCAGCCAAAUGGACAGGCUCCAAUCUCUUGUACUGACAAAUCCAUAGGCCCUAGUAGCAAUGGUUCACAUUAUUCGCCUCCUCGACGACUCAGUACCAAGGAAAUACCUCAAAUCAUAAAUGAUUUUAGACUUGCUGCUAAGAACGCCAUGGAGGCUGGUUUUGAUGGAGUUGAAAUCCAUGGUGCUCAUGGAUUUUUAAUUGAUCAGUUCAUGAAAGAUCAAGUCAAUGACCGAACAGAUGAGUAUGGAGGCUCCUUAGAGAACCGUUGCAGAUUUGCUCUGGAAGUUGUAAAAGCUGUGUCAGAAGAGAUAGGAGCAGACAGAGUAGGCAUAAGGCUUUCGCCUUUUUCAGAUUACAUGGAAUCAGGUGACUCAAAUCCAGAAGCUUUGGGACUCUAUAUGGCUGAAUCCUUGAAUAAAUACAGCAUCCUUUACUUGCACGUGGUUGAGCCGAGGAUGAAAACUAUGGAAGAAAAAUUCAAAUGCUCAGAAAGCCUUGUGCCAAUGAGAAAAGCAUUUAAUGGCACUUUUAUUGUCGCGGGGGGUUAUGAUAGAGAAGACGGUAACAAUGCAGUGGCUGAGAACCAUGCUGACCUUGUAGCGUAUGGUCGUCUGUUCCUAGCAAACCCUGAUCUGCUUAAGCGGUUUGAGCUUGAUGCCCCCCUUAAUAAAUACGAUAGGAACACUUUCUACACAUCUGAUCCAGUUGCUGGCUACACUGAUUAUCCGUUUCUUGAAGAAGCAACAAGUGCCUAACCGUAGAACAUAAGAAACAGAGUGUCUGUUGUUUUCUUUGAGUCGGAGGUAAUAAUUUUAUAACAGUUGAUGCUUAUGAUUAUCUGUCCUUGCGGAAACCUGGUUCUACAGAGGCACUCACAAAUUUAUUUAGCCCGCAUCGAGUAGCCUAAUUUUGAUUGGGUUGUUAAUGUGCGCCAACUAGAUUUGUGAAAAAAAUUUGGGUCCGUCUUAAGAGUGAGCGAAGCUGUCAUCUCAAGAAAACAUCUAACAAUGGCCUUGGGAGAGGAUAUGGAUUAGGUGGAUAGCUUAGGCUUGAAACUUCUUGAGUUGUAAUGUGUGAAAACGGUGAUCAUUCAUUUUACAAGGCUACGCCUACUUCCAUUCCUCUUCCAACUGCACAUCUCACUUAGUUGCACUCUGCACCACAUAAUUCCAAUUCUU
Molecule: messenger RNA, 1643 nt
Organism: Daucus carota subsp. sativus
Lineage: Eukaryota; Viridiplantae; Streptophyta; Magnoliopsida; Apiales; Apiaceae
Product: 12-oxophytodienoate reductase 1
Exons: 5
Coding region: 114-1220 (368 amino acids)
Molecular function (GO): FMN binding; oxidoreductase activity
Source: RefSeq, a predicted model, not a curated record